This is a messenger RNA of Papaver somniferum (opium poppy), 918 nucleotides long. RefSeq lists its product as uncharacterized. The record is from RefSeq and is a predicted model, not a curated record. The transcript has a single exon. Bases 1 to 918 code for a protein of 305 amino acids. Lineage: Eukaryota; Viridiplantae; Streptophyta; Magnoliopsida; Ranunculales; Papaveraceae.
AUGGAUUCCGGAACUGGAACAAUGCAAUCAAAGAUGAUUGGUGAUGGUGGAAUGGAAAACACGAACAUUGCUAAUGCAAUCAAGAAAAAGCUUCAAAUCCGUGCACCCCAUUCGCGUAUUUCGGGAGGGUGCUCUAUUCAUAAGGUUCCUCAAAAGUUUCUCAAAAUGAGAGAGCCUAGUCCAUACAUGCCUCAGGUUAUCUCGAUUGGUCCUUAUCACCGGACAAACCAAAGUUUAAAAUCAAGAGAAGAUUUGAAGUUAUUGUAUGCACACAAAUUACUUGCCAAAAGAGCUGGAGAAGGAGAUUCGGAGUAUGCGCGUAGAGUUCAAGAAGAAGAAGACACUCGCGCUAUUAAGCCGGACUUGUCCGGAAUGCUAGUUGCGACGUCAGAAGCGUGGUUGGAGGAGUGUGUUUCAUCUAUUAAAAAAAUGGAAACAGAAGUUCGUGAGUGUUAUUCAGAACCAGUUGACCUGAACAGUAGAGAAUUUGUAGAAAUGAUGAUAAUUGAUGGAUUGUUCAUUAUUGGGAUGUUAAUGAGAUCGGAUUUACGGAAAAGCUAUGUUGCAGUUGCAGACGACCCUUUUGAUAGAAACGAUUGGCUCUUGUUUAUGGUCGAACAGGAUUUGUUACUUCUUGAAAACCAAGUUCCGUUGUCUGUCCUUCAAUGCUUGUACAACAUAAUUUUCAAUGCAGAAAGGAUGGAUUCCCUUUACGAGGUUAUUUAUAAGUUUAUCACCAAAAUGUGGCAGCGGAUGUUACCAACUCAUGAAACGAUACCUUUUGAAGCGCAUCCGGGUCAAUGUGAACACGCCGAGCAUUUACUAGGUUGCCUUGUUAUACUCAUCCAUGGGCGAUUAUCUCGCUCUUUGCAGCAGUUCUACUUAUUGCCCUUAUUGGAGAAAUUACUAAUAAUGUAA